AUCUACGACUACCUGCUCUUGUCAAUGAUCACCUGACAGUCUCACUCACAUGUCUGAUGGCAUUUGUUCCAAGUUUUUUUUUGAAUCUCAUAAAACGAAAUCUCGCACAAUAUCAUCGGACUUCUCACUCGCUCAAAUCCAACGGUGGAAGACAAUGUUCUAAAUUGCUCCUUAGCCGCUCGCAUCUGGCAUUCGCAGCGAUCUUGGCUUACGGCACCACAAGCCUACAACACCACAUACAAACAGCGCUACAGAGUGAAAUUCCAACAUCAUGAAAUUCAUCAUCGCCGCGCCAGCGACUUUGGCGCUGGUCUACCGCGCCUACAGCAAGAACAGCCUCACUCCGUUCGGUAUCUUCGCCGCAGCCCUCACCGCCAUCGCUCACGCAGUCCACCCCUGGAACCUCCCCUUCGUUCUGCUAGUCGUCUUCUUCCUGGCAGGAACAAGAGCCACUCACGUAAAAGAAAACAUCAAAGCAAACCUCACCCUCAAAGCAACCGGCUCCUCCCCCUCGGGCGGCGGCGAAGGGCCCCGUACCCACGUCCAGGUCUUCGCCAACUCUUUAACCGCUACAAUCCUCACCCUCCUUCACGCGUAUCAACUCCACGCAAGGAAACAAGCCCUUUUGUCCAACGCCUCCUCCCCGGACAACGGAACCCUCUGCUUCUCAUGGAAAGGCGACCUCCUAGUCAUCGGCAUAAUCGCAAACUACGCCUGCGUGGCAGCCGACACGUUCUCCUCCGAACUCGGGAUCCUGUCAAAGUCCUCUCCAAGGCUGAUCACAAGCUGGAAACUGAAAAAAGUGCCCCGAGGCACAAACGGGGGUGUCACCCUUGUAGGGUUGGGAGCGGGGUUGUUGGGAAGUAUAAUCAUCGUCACCACCUCUGUCUUGUUCCUGCCGUUUUGCACCGCCGAUUCAAAGACCUUACCCGGUGGAGGGCAGCCCUGGGAUGUCAAGGAACGGCAAGCUCUCAUUUUAGGGUUGACGGUCUCGGGUUUGCUGGGUAGUGUGAUGGAUUCUGUUCUUGGAGGCCUGUUCCAGAGGAGCGUCAAAGAUGUUAGGAGCGGGAAGAUUGUCGAGGGGGAAGGAGGGGAGAGGGUGUUGGUUGCUAGUCCGGUUGUUAUCCCUGGUCAUCAUCACAAACCUGGGCAGGAGGAGGAUGCGGGAGCGGAGAUCAAGGCUAAGCUUCUUCGUGGCGAGGGGAAGGAUGCGGUUGAGGAGACUGCGGGGUCUUCUGCUGUGGAGGAGGGGGAUCACGUUGUGGAUUUGAAGAAGAGGUAUGACCCGAAGAAUAAGCAGCGGAAGUCGAGUUUUGGGGAUGAGAGGCCUUCUCGGGAGGUGGUUACUGGGUGGGACUUGCUUGAUAAUAACGAUGUGAACUUUUUGAUGGCGUUUGGGAUGAGCUUUGGGGCAAUGGCAGUGGCGGGGUGGUAUUGGGGGGUUUCGCUUUGGACGAUUGUCCCGGGAGGAGUCGCGGUUUAGUUCUUGAUAGUCAAGACUUUGUGUUGGUUUGGAGUUCCAGCGGAUAGCGAUGAUAUAAUGGCUGGUUGGUGGGGGAGGAAUCUGAUAUACGUAUGUUUUAAUGAUGAUCAAGACCCAGGUCUUUGUGGGCUCCAAAUAUUGUCUUUAUAUGUAAAGGCUGACUGAUUCCAUCUGCCGCAAUACAGAUGUUGUGUAAAUUAGGAAGCCUGGCACAUAUUUGCCGUAGGCCAUGCUUUGGUAUAUAAUGGUAUCUAAAACUCCUGGACUCCACGCCUCUU
Molecule: messenger RNA, 1761 nt
Organism: Podospora pseudopauciseta
Lineage: Eukaryota; Fungi; Ascomycota; Sordariomycetes; Sordariales; Podosporaceae
Exons: 2
Coding region: 272-1483 (403 amino acids)
Cellular component (GO): membrane
Source: RefSeq, a predicted model, not a curated record